AUGCAGUUCAACGACGAUGAGGAGCCGCCUCCGACGACGAAGCCCGCGCCGGCAAGGCCGUCGCGGCUAGUGCGGCUCAGCAAGUACCACAGCUCCGAAGCACCCCUGGCUCCCAACGUCCAGGAGGUGAUGCUCGAGCUCAAGUGCGUCUCCUCCGCCACCUACAGAGCACCCCUGGACCUCGUCGCCGUCGUUGACGUGAGCGGCAGCAUGGAGGGGGACAAGCUCAAACAGGCGCAGGAGGCCCUCAUCUUCAUCAUCCGCAAGCUCACCGACAUCGACCGCCUCUGCAUCGUCGCCUUUGAGUACACGGCCACCGUCCACCGCCCUCUGCGCCGCGUCACCGAGGCCGCCCGGACCGAGCUCGAGGCCGUCGUCAGAGGCCUGAAGGCCAACGACGGCACCAGCAUCAAGGCCGGCCUGCAGGCAGGCCUCAGCGUGGUGGCCCAACGCAGAUUCACUGCUGGUCGCGCCGCCAACAUCAUGCUCAUGUCCGACGGCCAAGACACAAUACCCGUCGACGACCCGGGCAACGUGCCCGUCCACACCUUCGGCUUCGGCGACGACCACUACGCCCAUGUCCUGGAAGCGAUCGCAAAUAAGAGCCUGGGCGGGGUGUACAACUACGUCAGUGACACCACCGACCCCACCAACCUCUCCCAGACCUUCUCCCAGAUCCUGGCUGGCCUCGUCACCAUCAUCCCCCAGGACCUGGAGCUCACCGUCACGGCGUUCCUUGGCGAGGCCGCAAUUAAGGAUGUGCACACCGGGGCCUACAAGCCGAUCCCAGCCGGCGAUGGCUCCUCCUCGGUCACCGUCAAGUUCGGCGCCCUCUACAGCUCAGAAGUGCGCAGGGUCAUCGUCGAGCUCGCUCUCGGCGACCGCAUAGCCUCGCCCUCGUACCACGCCAACGUCGCGCAGGUCCAGUAUAGAUUCACCUUCCAGGGCCAGAAGGUAGCCUCGGACCCCGUGGUGAUCACCAUGAACCGCAGCAGGAGGGCGCCUGAUCCGGCCGACGAGUCGACGAAGCCGCCGCCGGUGCAGGCGGAGCUGGUCCGGCUGAAGCACGUGGGCUCGAUCAAGGCGGCGAAGGAGAAGGCCGACCAAAACAACAUGGUGGAAGCGUGGAAUAUACUGGCGGAGGCGCUGAACAAGCUGGCGGAGGCGGCGAAGAAGCUUGUCGACCCGAUGUUCGACAUGCUCCGGAAGGAGCUGCUCAAGAUGCUGGAGCUCUUCAAGACGUGGGACACCUACCAGAAGCGGGGGAAGGCCUUCGCGACCUCCGCGAUAUCCUCCCACGACCAUCAGCGCAUCGCCGCCAGGGGCGACGCCGAGGAGAUCCGGAUCUUCUCCACACCGCGCAUGGAUAUCUACCUCGAGCAGGCCAAGCAUCCCGGCAAGGUGAUCAAGUCCGCCGACGACGACGCCCUGGAAGAGCUGGAGCGGGAGCCAGAGCUGGAGGUGCCUGCCACGCCCCCUGCGGAGAAGUGGAGGACGCUCUCAGUGGUGCUGCGGCUGCUCACGGCGGUGCUCAGCCUGCUGGCCUUCUCGAUCAUGGCCAGCGCGAGGACGUCAGGGUGGGCCGGCAACCGCUACGGCCGCUACGAGGCCUACAGGUUAGGGGCCGCUAUGACGUGCAAGUUUUCCUUUUAUUUCACGUUUUUGAUGAAAAGUUUAAAAAUAUUGAACCGCGGAGGAGGAUAA
Molecule: messenger RNA, 1704 nt
Organism: Miscanthus lutarioriparius
Lineage: Eukaryota; Viridiplantae; Streptophyta; Magnoliopsida; Poales; Poaceae
Source: the annotation of a GenBank genome assembly